AUGAUUUCAGUGGACGGAUCGACCACCGUUCAUAUGACGAAUGGUAACGGUAUGGGCAGCGCACCUGGUGGUUGUUUGAAGUGCACUCAACAGGUAUUUGGCUAUCAGCAACUACUGACGUUAAUCGAUCCGAAUGUGGUCAUCGAACCAACACUCUUCUCAACGGUUCUUGCCGCUUGUCCACAUAUCAACAACUUCUCAUCGUUAAGUUGA
Molecule: messenger RNA, 213 nt
Organism: Anisakis simplex (herring worm)
Lineage: Eukaryota; Metazoa; Nematoda; Chromadorea; Rhabditida; Anisakidae
Source: the annotation of a GenBank genome assembly